Molecule: messenger RNA, 1490 nt
Organism: Acanthopagrus latus (yellowfin seabream)
Lineage: Eukaryota; Metazoa; Chordata; Actinopteri; Spariformes; Sparidae
Product: nicotinate-nucleotide pyrophosphorylase [carboxylating]-like
Exons: 5
Coding region: 86-991 (301 amino acids)
Biological process (GO): NAD+ biosynthetic process; quinolinate catabolic process
Cellular component (GO): cytoplasm
Molecular function (GO): nicotinate-nucleotide diphosphorylase (carboxylating) activity
Source: RefSeq, a predicted model, not a curated record
CACAUCACACUUGUCCUGCAGCUCUCUGUGCUCAGCACUUCAGCCAUACAGUCUGUGACCAACAGAGAGACAAGAGCUACUGAUAAUGUCUCCGGCCUUGCACACAGCAGCGCACAUGAUCCCCCCUCAUGCUCUGACCCGGCUGGCACAAGAGUGGCUGGGAGAGGACGCGCCAAACUUUGAUCCGGCGGGAGUGUGUGUGGGGUCACAGGAGAUCGAGGCCAGGUUGCUGUGCAAAACACCACACAGUGUCCUGGCAGGGAGCCCCUUCUUCACUGCAGUGUUCACUGAGGUCGGCUGCACCGUGGACUGGGUUUUCCAGGAGGGAACUGAGAUCGGUCCAGAUGCCAUCACACUGACUGCUGUAGUGAGAGGCCCAGCAAGGUGCCUACUUCUUGGCGAAAGGCCGGCUCUCAACUGCCUGGCUCGGGCCUCUGGGAUUGCAACUCGCUGCUCUCAGCUCCAGGCGAUGGCAACAGUGAGAGGUUGGCAUGGAGAAGUAGCCGGCACACGCAAGACAACCCCGGGCUUCCGUCUGGUGGAGAAGUAUGCCAUGCUGGUUGGUGGUGUGUCCAUGCACAGACAGGACCUCAGUGGGAUGGUGAUGCUGAAGGACAACCAUAUCUGGGCAUCAGGAAGUAUCACACAGGCUGUGAAAGCUGCCCGGUCUGUAUGUGGAUUCAGCAGUAAGAUUGAGGUGGAGUGCUGCUCUGCAGAGGAGGGUAGAGAGGCGGCCGGAGCAGGAGCAGACAUUGUCAUGCUGGACAACUUUCAACCUCAGGAGCUCCAUGUUGCAGCUCAAGCGCUGAAGGAGGAGUUCCCUACUCUCUUGAUAGAGGCCAGUGGAGGAGUGACUCCUGGCAACAUGGCUACGUAUUUCUCCCCACAUGUGGACAUCAUCUCCCUGGGCUGCAUUACACAGGGCUGCCCAGUUGUGGACUUUUCUCUGAAGGUUCAAAAGCCUGUUGCUCACUCAAGCCUCCAGGAAUGAUGAUGAUCACCACCAACAGGAUGCACAGACAGUCCCACACUGACUCACUUAUGACGUUUUUGAACUGUCUAUAAAAUGUCUGAUGGUGCUAAAGAUUGAGAAAUAAUUCACAUCCUGUUUGCUCCUUGCAUAACUAGUGAUUUGAUACGGAUCAGUAGAGAACAGAACUAGAAUGUACUUGCUUAUCUACAGGGGCUACUCUAUCUACUUAUUGUUCUACCCAGUACAUAGAAAAGUUAAAAGUAACUCCACCACGACAGCAUGAUGUUGCUCACACGGUGUCCCAGUAAUGAAUGACACAAUUCUGUAUAAUCAUUACUUCAAGUACAUUUUACUUCUAAUAAUUAAGUACUUGUCUAAAGUAUCUGAAUACAGGCCUUUAACUUGUAAUGUUAUUGUAUUUUUACUCUGGUAUUGUUGAACUUAAGUAAAUGAUCUCAGAACACUUGGAGGUAAAACAUUCUUUAUUACGCCACACUUAUGAGAUGAAACAGAGCCC